GACUUGCUCAGUAUGCAGAUGCAAAAUCGGUUCGGUGCAGUAGCAGCAUCCCGCGUGUGAGCUGUCUAGACUCAGCCAGCUGUGUUAUGUACCACAGCUGAGAACAAACAUCUCCUAUAACAUCUUCCGCCGGCGAGCCGAGAGUGUGCGUACAGUGGACAGCAUCCAAUAUACUGAUUUCGGUUGUAAUCACGGAUAGCAUGAAUCUGUUAUCAACUGGAGCAUGAAGAACGGCAGCGGUGACGGUCGGUACAGGAACAAUGGUUUACCGCGGCUCAUGCCGUUCCGUUUUGCGUGGGUGCAUUAGAGUGCAUCCCUUUCGGCCUUUUGUUUGACCUGGCGGGAGGUCAUUUGCAUGAAAAUUGGAUUCCCGAUGGACGAUAACGAUGUGUACGGAAGCACAAUAGUUGGAUACAGUUCAUAAACGAGCUGAUGUAACUUCAUCAUGCGGAUAAUGAGUGUUAGCUAGCGAAAAGUGAGGAUGAGUCAUGACCUGUGAAAAACGUCCGUUCUACAGAGUGUCCGUUCGCUAGUGGUUUGUCGUGUAGGAACGAUUUUUUCCUCCGUCUACGGAUUGUGCGUUUACGGAGAUCUCUCCCUGCUAUGCUCAGUGACCGUGAUUAAUUUGUAGAGUGAAGAAAAUUUCACAGCAGCAGAAGUGGUGAUUGUGAUUCAAUUAGCAACUAGUAAACACGCUAUCUGUGUUCAUAGCGUGAAUACUUGAUUGACGACCGAUAUUGUAGAAGCACACUAGCUGGAAAGGAUUUAGGCGUCUUAUCGUUAUAAAAGUACACAUUUGAUUACACCAACAAUUAAAAUGCCGAUGAGUGAUUAUGUGAUCAUAAAGACUAAAUCGUACAUCAUCAGAAUGAACCGGGAAGAAAACCUGUGCUGGUUCCACGGGAAGAUUUCACGUGAACGGGCAGAGGAGAUACUAAGACAAGAAGGUAGCGAUGGUGUGUUCAUGGUGCGAGAAAGUACCUCGUCCGAGGGGGAUUUUGUCCUGUCGGUGCUAUUCCAAGACGAGGUAGUCCACUACCAGAUCCGCCGUCACGGGGACGAUGCUUUCUUUUCGAUCGACGAUCACAUGCCGAUCCAUGGAUUAGAUUCGCUGAUCGAACACUAUCGGGAGUCUUCCAACGGACUGGUGACAAGGCUGCAGACGGUUUGCCAAAGUGGUCCCCCACCGCACGAUGUCCGGAGCCACGGGAAAGAGAACCUACUACACAGGGCUACGGAAAAAAGCAAUUACACGGUGGUAUCGGAAAUGAUCAAGUGUGGAUAUAAGAACAUCGAUUCAAAAAAUGAACACGGUCAAACGGCUGUCCACCUAGCAUGUCUUUAUGCCGAGGCGAACAUUUUGGAAAAGCUGAUCGAGGGAGGAGCCAACAUCAACAACAGAGAUACGCAAGGAAAUACACCACUGCAUUACGCCUGCCGCAAAUCGACAGGAUUGGAGAUGGCUCGCCUGUUGAUAAACGCGGGAACCAACGUGCAAGCACGGAACAAAGAAACCGGAUGGGUGCCACUACAUGAAGCAGCUGCCAAUGGCAACUUGGAAACCGUUCAGGAACUGCUAGCACUGCGCGUUCCUCAUAUGCCUCGAACCAGCUACGGAGAACUGCCGGUGGAUUUGGCCAAAGAGAAAGGUCAUGCUGCGGUGGUAGACUUCUUGACAAACUAUGCACCUCCGCCGGCAAGCACCCACAAAAGCCAGUGGUACCAUGGCACCUUGGAGAGGCAGAUUGCGAUGGAGAGCCUGAAGGAGCAUACCAAGAAACUAACGCCUUCUUCCCCGGGAAAGGAAAACAAGGAAAACGACCCGAGACCUGAUGAAAGCGAACAACAUGACCCGUCUGGAGUGUAUCUAGUGCGAUACUCAACCAAGCAUGGCGUUGAUGUUCUCACGUUGCUAUACGAGAACGAAGCGAAGCAUUUCAUCAUCCGAAGGAAUCAAAAUUACCUCUACAUAGACGAUGGACCUUACAUGCCCUCUUUGGAACAUCUGAUUGAACACUACAGUAGGUUUUCAGAUGGACUUCAAACCAACCUCAAACAUCCGGUUCCUCCGAAGCCCAAACCACCCAUUCCUCUGUUUUCUACGAUACCAAAAACAAAACAUAAAGCAACAACUAGCCCGGGAGCUAGCUCAACUCCAGUUCAGCUAGCCAACUCAGGCAACAAUGGAACCACGUCAUAUUUCCGCAAGUUAAGCGACAACAGUCUCCACAAACCAGCGCAUCCGGCAGUGCCAGCUCGGAAUCUUUCGGUGCCAAAUGACAGUAUCCUGCAGCAGAUGAACAAGGUUGGGCUUUUUGAUCGCAGUCCCGAAAGAACUUCCACACCCAAGUCUUCACCGAACAUUGACGAAAACAAAUCCAAAUCCAAUAGUUCGACUCUGAAGAAAAAGAAAAAUAUCAUCAUCGAUGGUAUGAAAAGCUUGAGGAAAAGUAAAAUCAAACAAAAGCUUCCGGUAGAACCCGACAGCCAACUGAACCGAGAUAGUCUGAUUGAACAAAUCAGUUCGGACAAAGUCUUGCAACAAUUAUCAUUUUCGUCGGAUUUCGCCCUUCCAGCAAGUCAUUCAGACCAAUCCGAUGCAGUGUACCAAUCCCCGCCCAAUAAUUGUGCCAUCGUGGAUAUCGACUUUGGCGAACCACCCGCCGUUCCGUCCAGCCGUAACGUCGACAGUAUCAAUAACAAUAACGUACAACCCGUCGGGAGCCCUCCGUUGCACAGUGCACUCGGUUCGAGAAGAUCUUCAGAAGCAACUGCGAAUGAUAUGAACCCUUCGAUAGAUUAUUUCGUCGAAAGCGAUAAGAACAUCUACGGCGAAAGUCAGCUGGACAAUAGUAAUGAGGAAAUUUAUUUCAUCGAUGCACCGCCAGCGACCCCGGCUCCGAAUCCUCCUGUUCAGCUCCCCCCGAUAGACUCCAACAGCACACCGAUGAAACCACCUACGGCAACUAACUACAUCGCCACUCGGAACGUUCCGGUCUUUGCCACUAGCAUUUCAACGGUAGAAUGUACAUCACCGAUCAGUCCACCUCCUGCUUUGCUAGCAGCAUUCCGUUCGGGUGGUGCUUUCGACCGGUUGGAUUCCAACAUGUCUACAGUCAGUCGCGACAGCAUUCAAAGUGGCGAUUCCGAAUUCCUUUCCAUUAUCCAACAGCAACAGGACGAAGAUGACCGACUGCAUAUGCGACUGAACCGCAGUAUAUCCAAUCGACCCAACUACUUCAUUCCCAAGGAGUGUAUCCUGACUCAGAAAAUACUGGGACGUGGUGAAUUCGGAUAUGUUUAUCAGGGCUUGCUGAGACCGUGUCAGCUGGAACCCGGCACGGACCAACUCAUCCCGGGAGGACAAGAACCGUCCGAGUUUACGUCAAUUGCCAUCAAACAGCUGGUCGAGAGCCAGGGUAAACGAAAUCGGGCGGAUUUCCUGCGAGAGGCUAGCGUUAUGAUCCGACUUAGACACCACUGCAUUGUGAAGCUGAUCGGUAUUUGCAAGGGACCACCGCUGAUGAUGGUCGAGGAGUUGGUACCGCAGGGUUCGAUGUUGGACUACAUCAUUGCCAACAAGAAUACGAUUAGUCCGAAGCAUGAAUUGAUCAUCUGGGCUGCGCAGAUUGCAUGUGGAAUGCAAUAUCUCGAACAGCACCACUUUGUUCAUCGGGACAUGGCAGCUCGAAACAUUUUGCUAGCGUCUCGCUACCAGGCCAAGAUAUCCGACUUUGGCCUGUCGCGGGCAAUUGGUGCCGGGAACGAUUACUAUCAUGCUAGCCAGGGCGGAAAGUGGCCCAUCAAAUGGUAUGCACCGGAAAGUUUCAAUUUUGGAACCUUUUCCCACGCUAGCGAUGUUUGGUCCUUCGGGGUUACGCUGUGGGAAAUGUAUUCGCUCGGUGCCCCACCGUACCACGACAUGAAGGGAGUGGACGUGAUCAAACUGAUUGAGAACGGUCAACGGCUCUCUCAACCGGACAUAUGCCCGGAUAAGGUGUUCGACAUCAUGAAAAACUGCUGGAACUACAAUCCGAAGAGCAGGCCGACAUUUAAAUUUCUGACCCGAUUCUUCACCGACGAUAUUGAGUACCAGAACAUCCAGGAACUGGUUCAGAGCGGAAAAGAAAUCAAUGCCAACUAUUAACUGCUAGUAUACACUACGUGUGCUAAACGGACGUAUUGCUAUUGUUUUUGGACAGGCAGUUUUAAAGUAUUACAGUUAUUUGCAUGCAUGUUACAAUGUACGUACUGAGGUCAAGAUAUUACCUCCUUCUCUAACAUUUCAAGGGAAACCAUUAACACUCUGACAAAGACAGAAGCCGAGCUGGAAAGUGUCAAUUGUUGUUUUGAUUGUCUGUUGAACACGUUAAUUAUUGUCUUAGUCGAAGCGUAUUUAUUUGCCAUUACAUCAAACAACCAACCAUUAAUAAUUGCUCAUGGUUCAUACUCCGAUAUAAAAUCGAAAGAAUCAGAUAGAAUACCUCUACCGAUACUAACACACCAUUCCUUUUAUUCUAAAAGAACGGAAAUCGACCCAGCUAUCUACCUAGCUACAAACAAAAUAUUCCAACAGUCGCGAACUCGCUCCAAGCCAUUACAAGCAUUAUAUUUAUUCUAUUCGGAGUCUUGUUUCUUGUUUUAUGUGCCUUCUUUUAAUUGAGUGUCGUGGAAAGUAACCGGAUAUGAUUUUAAUGAUUUGGAUGAGAUUUCUCUGAAAGUGCUAUAUUGUAGGCUAUAUGUAGGAUGAAUGCUUUUUAAAGAGACCAGUAGGAUUUCCAUACCUAACCAGAGGAAAUGAUGUUUUGUAGUCAAGAAAGAAAGAAAAUGUAUUGUAUCUAUUCAUAUAAUAAUAACAGGAAAAAGUUAA
Messenger RNA from Ochlerotatus camptorhynchus, 4870 nucleotides. RefSeq names its product SH2 ankyrin repeat kinase (gene Shark). The transcript has 7 exons. NCBI's taxonomy places the organism in Eukaryota, Metazoa, Arthropoda, Insecta, Diptera, Culicidae. Gene Ontology annotation, biological process: protein phosphorylation. The record is from RefSeq and is a predicted model, not a curated record. Gene Ontology annotation, molecular function: protein binding; protein tyrosine kinase activity; ATP binding. The coding region runs from base 818 to 4147 and encodes 1109 amino acids.